This is a messenger RNA of Cataglyphis hispanica, 5753 nucleotides long. Its product is annotated as homeobox protein prospero-like. Bases 480 to 4049 code for a protein of 1189 amino acids. Gene Ontology annotation, biological process: regulation of transcription by RNA polymerase II. Lineage: Eukaryota; Metazoa; Arthropoda; Insecta; Hymenoptera; Formicidae. Gene Ontology annotation, molecular function: DNA-binding transcription factor activity, RNA polymerase II-specific; RNA polymerase II cis-regulatory region sequence-specific DNA binding. Gene Ontology annotation, cellular component: nucleus. The transcript is spliced from 5 exons. The record is from RefSeq and is a predicted model, not a curated record.
UAGUGAAACGCAGAAAAAGCGAGGAACGACGGAAGAAGAAGAAGAGGAGGCGCGAGAAGGAGAAGAAGGAGAAGAGGAGGAAGCAGGAGUUUGCAGGAAAAGAGAAGGGUGCCGACGUCGUCGUCGUCGUCGGCGGCGGCGGCGGAGAAGGCGGAGGAGGAAGCGGAGGAGGAGGAGGCAGCAACGGCGGAGGAAACGGAAAACGAAGAGAAGGAGGAGAAGAAGAUCGAGAAGGAGACGGCGUAGCCAAAGGAAGUGGAGAGGGGUGGUCGGUGGCAAAUAAAGUAGGGAGUAUUAGCUAGAAGGAACGCAGAAAGAGGCAGCUGUAGUAGGGGAGCCGGAGAGACUACACAGUGCAGAAGACGAAGCAGUGCGCUGAGCCACGAGGGGCUAUUCGAGCGAGAAGGGGAGGGGUGACAAGAAGCCCUGGCGGGGAGGGGACGCGGAGGCCUUUGGGGGGCCGACCAACCAGACGGCCGAUGAUGUCAUCGGAGGAGGAGACCGAGUGUUUCGCCCUCUACGGAGCAACCACGGAAAGCAAGCAACAGCAACUUCUGAAGAAGCAGAAGCGCACCAGACAGCGCGUGGACGCCGGCGAGCCGCGCAACAGCUACUCGAGUAUACCGAACUUUAGCUCCCGGCCAUCCUUCCUCGGUGGUGGUCUAUACGGCUCGAUCUUUAGUGGUAGCGGGCCACCCUCGCACCAACAGCAGCAGCAACAGCAACAGCAGCAUCAUCAGUCGCAAUCGCAACAACAACAACAACAGCUCCAGCAGCAGGCUGGAGCGACUGGCAGUCAAAGUCAUUUAGGUACAGCUACGACGGGUCCUACAACCCAGCAGCAUUCCGCCCACGCGGCCUUCGGCUUCUUCGGGGCUCCGGGCUUCGGCCCCGCCAAGAUGCUGAACGAAUUAUUAGGACGGCAAGUCAAACAGGCCAGUGACGCUGGCGGAUCACCGCCAGAGGGCGGUCACGGGAUGACCGGUGCCGGCAUGGAUUCUGCUUCGAAUCUACAACCGGGCGCCGUGGUUAAUUGCGAGGAUCCCGCCACGGCUGAUCUGACGCAGCACAUGCUCCGCGAUAUGCUAUUGCAGGGCCGUAAGCUUUCCGCUCUCGGCGUGCAAGAGCAGCCCAACAAUAACAACAGUAUACAUAGUAACAACAAUAAUAACACUACCGCGGAAUUACUUAAAUCGCAGCAUCAGCAGAGUCCCCAGCAGCAUCAACAACAAAAUAGUGAUAGUGCGCGCAGUGGAACAGUGCAGAGUGGCGGGGAAGAGAGUGGUGAUGGCAAUAAUGUCGUAAAUAGCACGAAUCACAGUGACCGUGAUACCGUGAUGCCAGGUGAUGCUGAAGACAGCGCUGAGGAUGCUGCCUCCGCGGCACGCGCGAUGGAGGAGGCUUUUGCUGAAGCCGGUAUGGAACCAGGGGCAAACUUGGACGGAUCGGAUUGCGAACAGAGCCUACCUCCUAGCCCAACCGCGCCAAGAUCGGGCUCUGUCUCCGUCAAGGAAGAAAUACAAGAGUCGCUAAAUAUCAAACGUAGCCCUAGUCACUCUCCUUGUCCGAUCGUGCCAAAGACCGAGACAAGUUCUCCGACAACGGAGAUUAAGCGCGCCCGCGUGGAAAAUAUUGUCAGCACGAUGCGCAGUAGCCCGGCGCUUCAGCCGGCAACGGUAAACGGUUGUAAAAAGCGCAAGCUUUAUCAACCUCAACAACAGACGGUGCAUCACGUUCUUCAGCAUAGUGUCAAUGAUACCAUGAUAGACGAUGAGGACGAGAGUGAGGAGGAAGAAGACCCGACGACGAUCAGACAGAAACGUGAGGAGAAAGAUAAUUUGAAGAUUCAGCUAAAAAUGUUGCACGAACAAUUGGCGGAGAUGCAACAAAAGUAUAUGGAGCUCUCCAGUAGAAUGGAGCCAGAUACAAGCGAAAGCGGCGGCGACGCACCACCCAGUCCUCCGCCUCAGCCUCAACCACAACCACCACCUAGACCGCCACGACCUCAUCCACCGCCGUAUAACGGCCUCCCAGCUCUUCCACCUGAUCAUCCUCACGCAGCAGCUGCCGCUAUGUAUCACAUGGGACACAAACUCUAUUUUGAGCAACAACACGCCGCUCUCGAGAGAAUGAAACAACAUCAAGAAGUGGCCGCGAGGCAACAGCAGCAACAGCAGCAGCAGCAGCAACAGCAGCAGCAGCAGCAGCAGCAGCAGCAGCAGCAGCAGCAACACCAACGGCAAAAUUCGCCACCGCCACCGAGUCAAUCUCAGCAACAAAGUCAGAACAACACUGGACCCCCGACGCCGCAGACGCCGCAGAUGCAAUCAGCCAACACGCCUAUUCAACAUAAAGACUUCCAGGAAAGGUUAAACGUCUUCAGGGGUGCCGCUGCGGCAGCCAGUUCGUCUGGUCCUCAUAUCACCGGAGCCGAUUUAGAAGGCUUAGCGGAUAUCUUGAAGACGGAAAUAACCUCUUCAUUAACCAAUUUGAUUGACAGUAUAAUUGCGAGGUUUGUGCAACAGAGGAGGUUUAUCGGUAAGCAGACCGAGGCAGCGCAGGCUGCCGCCGAGCAGCUGAACAAGGACCUCCUUUUGGCGAGUCAAAUGCUCGAGAGAAAAUCACCCAGGACGAAAGUAGUUGAUAGAGGAGCGCCGCAACCACCCGGUGGCCCAAACGGGCCACGGGGGCCCCUCAACGGUGGGCCCCCUCCUCCACAGUCCACGGGGUUCUCGCAAAUCGGGUCCAUAGGUGGUGUGCCCCAUGGUCAUCAUGCUGGCCCCACAGAAAACAACCUUAAUCAGAUGAAUCAACUGCCCUCGCAUGCAAGACCGAGCGUUGGAAUGUUUCAGACGCCAAAACCACCAACGAUAUACGCCAUGGCUUCCAUGCAGGCGCAGCAGCAACAACAACAUCAACAGCAGCAUCAACAACAGCGCGAACAACAACAAAGAGAGCAACAACAACGCGACCAAUAUUGCAAUAUGAGAAACGACGAGAGAGAAAAUAGGGACUCGGAGCAAAACGAGGCCCUGUCACUUGUCAUGACGCCGAAGAAAAAACGUCAUAAGUACGCUUUACAGGUGACGGAUACGAGAAUUACUCCGAGGACGGUGUCCAGAAUCCUAGCGCAAGAGGGAAACGGAUCGCAAGGAGGUAGUGAUAGUCCCCCGCCUCCUCCACCACCGAGACCCUACCACGCGCCACCACCGAUGCUGCCGGUGUCCCUGCCAACCAGUGUAGCGAUACCAAAUCCAAGCCUCCACGAGAGUCAAGUAUUCUCGCCCUAUUCGCCGUUUUUCAAUCCUCACGCGAGUCAUCCUGGUCAAGUACCACCUCCGGGGCCACAUCAUUUACCUGCGAGUCCUCCGGGUGGCGGUGUAGAACUCAGGGAUUCUCCUCCACUGCCCCAUCCGCCGGCUAUGUUGCAUCCAGCACUACUGGCGGCAGCUCAGCACGGCAGUCCGGAUUACGGACACCUCAGGAUGGACAGCAACGACCGAGCUAGCGACUGCAACUCCGGUGACAUCACUUACGAUGGAAUUCAGCCUACAUCGUCGACGCUGACGCCGAUGCAUCUGAGGAAGGCGAAGCUGAUGUUCUUCUGGGUCAGGUACCCGUCCUCGGCCGUCCUUAAGAUGUACUUCCCCGACAUCAAGUUCAACAAAAACAAUACAGCGCAGCUGGUCAAGUGGUUCUCCAACUUCCGAGAGUUCUACUACAUCCAAAUGGAGAAAUACGCGAGACAAGCGGUUUCGGAAGGUGUGAAGAACGUCGAGGAUCUACGAGUCGGUGGUGACUCCGAAAUCUACCGGGUUCUUAACCUUCACUACAACCGUAAUAACCACAUUGAGGUAUGGGGUCCCCAGGUACCCAGCAACUUUAGGUACGUUGUGGAGCAAACGCUGAAAGAGUUCUUCAAAGCGAUUCAGGGCGGCAAGGACUCCGAGCAAAGCUGGAAGAAGUCCAUCUAUAAGGUGAUCUCGAGGUUGGAUGAUCCAGUGCCGGAGUACUUCAAGAGUCCCAACUUCCUGGAACAACUCGAAUGAAUCAGGAGGUCGCGUGGCUCUUGCUCUUCGUGGUGCGCGGGCUCGCCUGCGCUCGUCGGCUCCCGAUAAUCAGGAACGACCAACGAGGAAGGAUCGCAUCCGCUAGGAGGUACAUGUCCUUCGCGUAGUGCGUGUUCAGGUAUCCUUAAAUAACAUAUCGCAGAAACGAACGUGAGAGAGAACAAAGGCUAGGAAGGGAGAUGAGAUACGGACAAAGCCAAGAAACGGAGGCACCGUCGACGUCCAAGAGCGACGUCAAGAUGCCAACGAAGGAUCAGGCUGUGACUGAAUCAAAAGGGAGAAAUGGAAGAGACACACACAUACAUACAUAUACACAAAAAAAAAAAAAACAUUAUCUAUGGCGAAUCUACGGCCGAUGAAAUUCGAAAGCCAUAAAAUGUCGAACGCUCAUCGACGUUCCUCUUGUUUCAACCGAACGAGCAUGAGAAGGUGAACCUGGGACUAGACGAAGAAGCAUCGACGAAUGCGUGAUCAACGAACGGCGAGGAUAGAUAGCUUUUAGCGUCGAUUUUGUCCGUUGAUCUGUUUGUAACGUAGGAUAAUUGUUUUGUUACCGCCUAAUUUUACAUCACACGAUAGGGACUUAAGGACGAUGACACUGCUGGGGUUGCACUUACAGAGAGAGAGACAGAGACGUUCGGAACGUUUGCGAGUAUAUCCAAAAAUUAACUAAGUCAAAUUCAGAGAAUCUCACGGCGGUUCUUCUUCUGAUUCCAACGAGAACCGGAAGUGGAACCUUCGUCGAUCAAGAACGAUGCAGGACAGGCAGCAAUUUUUCUCGUCCUGCACCGUUCUAUAUAAAAACGAUACGUUUGUAAAAAAAACCUUGCACUAAAACUAUUCCGGAUAAUUCUAUCUUAAGCUCUGCAAGUGGCUUCGAUUUUGUAAAAAUCGAUGCUCUCUGAUAAAACCCUGGAAAGAACUUUCUAUCGAUGAAUGAAUGAAUAAUGGCAGUUCAUAUUUCGAUAAGAAGAUACUUUUACUGCAAUUUGUGUAGCAUGCUUCUUCUUUUUUCAAAAGAAAUUUAAUCCUCGUUAUAAAUACGUAAAUACGUUUAAUUAAAAAUAUGAGGUUUGCCUCGAUGCUUUUCGAUUUCAAAGAAAUAUCAAUUUUUAUUAUAUAUAUAUAUUGCGUACGUAAUUUUUUUUAUCGCGUACAAUUAAUCGACACAAGUUUCGAAAUCGACGUGAAAAUGCUUGGCUAUUAAAUUACAAUGCGCGUGAUUUGAAUCUGAUAAAAAAACGGCGUAAAAAAACAAUCGUGCACGCGCUUAUAUCGAUACCAAAGAAAUGAAUCAACUUCAUGAGAACCAAACCGAAAUAUCGAUCGCAUAGAUAAUCAAGCGAUCCGUUUAUAGCAAUUUCCGCACGAAGAACCUGUUCCUAUCUGCCGAGGAAGAGAUUCCUCCGUCCUUUUCGUUUCCCCAUAUUUUUCUUCUUUCACUCGCCGAGUACUAUAUUUAUUGGGCCGAUAAAGAAUCGUAAAAAGUAAAUACGUUGCAUUGAGAGAAACAGUGCACGGGUCAAUAUACAUAGCUGUUUUUAUUAAUGGUUGAUUGUAUAAACGAGAGAUUAGGUUAAUCGCAAUGAGACGAGAUUAGGAAUAAUACGGGCGACAAAGAUGCACAGACCGGGUGUAACAGAUUCUCUGCUACACGAGGAUUGUGCGCCGGCAGCAUUCCAA